AUGGCGCUUAAGAACGCUGCAGCUUCCAAGAUUCUGGCAGCUUCAGUUGGCGUCUUUGCUGGCUAUUCUGCGUAUCGAUACAGAGCCUCUCAUUACUCGCCCCCUUCAAAAUCUCAACGAGAUAGCCCUAGCGCUUCAGGCACAGGCACAAUGGCUGUCAAGCACAGUUUUCAGACCCUCUUCGCCGUCCCGCUCUCCUGCGACGGCUGCGUCAAGUCCGUUUCAGACUCCAUCUACAAACUAGAUGGCAUCAGCAAAGUCGAAGGAAAUCUCACGGACCAGCUGAUAUCGGUCGAGGGAUCUGGUGAGUUAUCACACGAUGGCUGUUGCUCUGAAAGCCCAUCUAUACCACAUGCUAACGCAUCGGGCCAUGCCGCAGUCGCACCAUCUGCCAUCGUCGAGGCUAUCCAGGCCACGGGGAGAGAUGCCAUCCUCCGGGGGUCCGGCACUUCAAACAGCGCCGCCGUGAGCAUCCUGGAGACGUUCACAGAUAUGCAGAUUGAGGAAGUCGACCGCGAAGUGCGAGGCCUUGCCAGGAUGGUACAGGUCAAUCCCGAACGGACAUUGAUUGAUCUGACCUUGAGGGGUGUUGCUCCCGGUACCUAUCGGGCAACCAUUCGCGAGUUUGGAGAUCUCCAAGACGGUGCUGCAUCUACCGGUCCAGUCUGGGUCGGAGGAAGCAAAGAGGCGCCAAAGGGAACCCUUGGUAUCGUCGAGGUGUCCGAAGAUGGCCGCGGAUCCGCCUUUGUAGACCACGGCUUCCAGAUCUGGGAAGUCAUUGGCCACGCCAUGGUUCUGACGAGACAGGAUGAGGGUUUACCGCUCAAGAAUGACGACAACACAGUGGUUGGCGUCAUUGCGCGAAGCGCGGGUAUGUGGGAUAAUGACAAGACUGUCUGUUCUUGCACAGGUAAGACACUGUGGGAAGAAAGAAAGGAUGAAGUCAAGAAGGGAAUGCUGUAG
Messenger RNA from Trichoderma gamsii, 963 nucleotides. RefSeq lists its product as hypothetical. The coding region runs from base 1 to 963 and encodes 320 amino acids. Gene Ontology annotation, cellular component: cytoplasm. Lineage: Eukaryota; Fungi; Ascomycota; Sordariomycetes; Hypocreales; Hypocreaceae. Gene Ontology annotation, biological process: removal of superoxide radicals. The record is from RefSeq and is a predicted model, not a curated record. The transcript is spliced from 4 exons. Gene Ontology annotation, molecular function: superoxide dismutase copper chaperone activity; copper ion binding.